Molecule: messenger RNA, 1444 nt
Organism: Zophobas morio
Lineage: Eukaryota; Metazoa; Arthropoda; Insecta; Coleoptera; Tenebrionidae
Product: short/branched chain specific acyl-CoA dehydrogenase, mitochondrial-like
Exons: 7
Coding region: 170-1420 (416 amino acids)
Cellular component (GO): mitochondrion
Molecular function (GO): acyl-CoA dehydrogenase activity; flavin adenine dinucleotide binding
Source: RefSeq, a predicted model, not a curated record
GACAUGAUAUCACUACAAGAUAACGAAGCAUAGAAAGUGAAUACCAUUAUAAUGUUUUUAACAAUUUAAGACAUUACACUUAAGUCACAUUGACUGUAGUGCUUCUACGUAUGUUCAAUAUAGUUUUCGCAUUUGUUCGACGAACACGUACUUUUUCAAUUGUAUAAAAAUGAAUACACUGUUAAAUAUUCUCAAACGGCCCCACACAAAGCGUCUUUUUUCCACAGUGAGUACACUUCAGCACCAUGCCGAAAACUUUGAAAGUCAUUUACCUUUAACGCUGUUAAGCGACGACGAAAAUGUGAUGAAGCAAACGGUGGCCCGUUUAGCUCGGGAACAGAUAUCUCCGUACGUCAGAGACAUGGAAAAGGAGGGAAAAUUCAAACAAGCCGUGAUAGACGCACUGUUUAGUAAUGGCUUAAUGGGUAUUGAAAUUGACACGGAAUAUGGGGGUGCUGGGUGUAAUUUUAUGACCACAAUACUAACCAUUGAGGAAAUUUCAAAAGUGGAUCCUUCAGUUGCGGUGUUGGUUGACAUUCAGAACACUCUUAUAAACAAUGUGAUCAAAAAACUAGGAACAGAGGAGCAAAAAAAAACUUAUUUACCGCAAUUAGCAUCAAAUUUGAGUAGCAGUUUCGCCCUAACCGAAUCCACAUCCGGCUCAGACGCUUUCUCUCUAAAAACAACCGCCAAACAAGACGGUUCUGAUUUCCUCCUCAAUGGGUCCAAAAUGUGGAUAUCCAACUCGGACAUAGCAGGACUCUUCCUGGUAAUGGCCAAUGCGAACCCUUCAGCGGGCUACAAAGGCAUCACUUGCUUCCUAGUUGACAGAACGACCCCCGGUCUCACCAUCGCAAUCCCAGAAAAAAAACUCGGCAUGCGCUCUUCUGGUACGUGCAUGCUCACCUUCGACAACGUCCGCGUUCCCAAAACCGCCAUCCUGGGUGAAUACGGCAAAGGGUACAAAAUCGCCGCUGGGUUUCUAAACGAAGGUCGAAUUGGCAUUGGUGCGCAGAUGAUAGGGUUGGCGCAGGGGUGCUUCGAUGCCACUAUUCCGUACCUUAUGGAGAGAACCCAGUUCGGAAAACCGGUUUUUAGCUUCCAGGGUAUGCAACACCAAAUUGCUACCAUAGCGACCCAGAUUGAGGCCGCGAGAAUGCUGGUGUAUAACGCGGCUCGACUGGUAGAAGCUGGAGAACCUUUUACCAUGCAAGCUGCUAUGGCCAAAUGGUACUCAGCUGACGUUGCCCAGCAGACUUGCAUCAAGUGUAUAGACUGGAUGGGAGGUGUUGGGUUCAGUCAAGAUUUUAUCCAGGAAAAGUUCUACCGGGAUGUGAAAAUCGGGAGCAUUUAUGAAGGGACGUACAACAUGCAACUGAAUACGAUUGCUAAACAUUUGGAGAAGUUGUACAAACAAUAAAAUUUUACUGUUGUUGGUGUUUUA